ACAAUGUGGUUACUGCGCCAACUGAUUUUUGGUGCAUGCCUCACAUCAGGCAUGUUGAGUUCUUCACUCUUCGUCUCGCAGAUCCUCCUAACGACCGAGAUGACAUUGUUUUGGGAAAUCUGCAAAGGUUGGGGAAAGUGUUAGAUUUCAAGUGCAGCAAAGAAGUGGUGAAAAAAAUUCCCAAUAUAAAAAAAUUGGUUUUUUCUAACGGGGGAGAGCGUGACGAUGACAUGUAUUGUCUCAGCAAUCUUGAUGCUCUAACGAAACUUAAGUCCUUGAAUUGCUCUUUUUUAGCAAUGGGUGCAAUCAACUUUCCCCAAUCGCUCAAGAGUUUGGUUCUUCGUAGCGAAGGAUCGAGUUAUUGUUGGCAAGACAUAUUGGAUAAGGUAGGUGUGUUGCCCCAUCUUCGGAAGCUCAUACUCAACAAUGGGAGAUUCAACCAAGGGAAGUGGGAAACAACUGAAGGCCAAUUCUGCGGUCUCAUAUUCUUGAGUGUUAAGUGGUGUGAUGGUAUAGAAAUAUGGAAUACUCAAAGCUCCCACUUUCCAUGCCUUGAGUCCCUUCAUCUUGUUGAAGUAUGUAAGUUGGUGGAGAUCCCUUUAGAUUUCGCAGAAAUAUCCACACUUAGAGAAAUUGAUGUGAACCGUUGUAGCGAUGCGGUUGUGGAAUCUGCUAAAAGAAUAUCAGAGGAACACGAGGACUAUUAUGGGGAAGGAGCCCUUCAAGUUCGUAUUGAGCUUGCUAGUCCUCACUCCGAGCUUGCUAGUCCUAACUCCGAGCUUGCUAGUUCCAACUCCGAGGAGGAAGACGACUAAGCAUAACUGAAAAACAAGUGGGAGAUAAAAGAGAGACACCCAUUGUUGUGCUGGAAGAGACUAUCCAAGAACUAUAUAUUUCUGCAAAAAUUUAUAUAUUUCACAAAAUCUUGGGUACACCUGGGUAUACCGUACAACCGGGUUGACCCGUAUUCAGAAUAAUAUUAUUUAUAUGGGUUGGAUCAGGAUAUGAGUUCAAAUCAGGGUGCGGGCCAAAGUUUAAGUGAAAGUAUAUUUUCAUUCACAAUUAUCAAUGAUAUGUUUUUGAGUUAUGGUUAAAUAUUUUGAGUGAGAUGUUAUACUGGUGGUUAUUGUGAAGCUUUUCCGCAUAAGAAUAAUAUGAUAGGGCUAAGUUAAAAGAGUAUUAGAAUCGUUAUUGUUUAUGUUUGGUUUAGUGAAAAGAGUUUUUAUAUCAUAUAUA
Salvia miltiorrhiza (redroot sage) is the source of this 1236-nucleotide messenger RNA. Its product is annotated as putative disease resistance protein At1g59780. Bases 36 to 815 code for a protein of 259 amino acids. Gene Ontology annotation, molecular function: alpha-tubulin binding. Lineage: Eukaryota; Viridiplantae; Streptophyta; Magnoliopsida; Lamiales; Lamiaceae. The transcript is spliced from 2 exons. The record is from RefSeq and is a predicted model, not a curated record. Gene Ontology annotation, biological process: protein folding.